Colletotrichum fioriniae is the source of this 792-nucleotide messenger RNA. RefSeq lists its product as uncharacterized. Gene Ontology annotation, molecular function: phosphatidylcholine lysophospholipase A1 activity. The record is from RefSeq and is a predicted model, not a curated record. Lineage: Eukaryota; Fungi; Ascomycota; Sordariomycetes; Glomerellales; Glomerellaceae.
AUGUACUCAAGCGUCUUCCUCCUCCGGUGGGCAGCCACAUUAUUGGCGUCAACCUCUGCUGCCUACGCCGCCCCCGCGCAGCAAGCCCCGGCACUGCAUCCAAGAGCCGACUUCAAUAUCCUCGUCGGCGGCAACGUCUCCCUCCGCCUCAUGCCCCUCGGCGCCUCAAUCACCUACGGCCUAACCUCCUCCGAUGGCAACGGCUACCGCAAGGUUCUCCGCGACCUCCUCGUCGCCGACGGCAACCCUGUUGACAUGGUCGGUAACCACCCCAACGGCACAAUGGAAGACAACGACAACGAGGGCUGGUCUGGCUUCCGCAUCGAGCAGGUCCUCGCAAAGGCCAAAAUUUCCGUCCCGGAGACGCUCCCGAACCUGGUCCUCAUCAACGCCGGCACAAACGACUGCGCGCAGAGCUACGACACGGAUAACGCGCACGUGCGCAUGCUUGAGAUGAUGAACUACAUCUGGGAUACCUCCAAGCGCGCCACCAUUGUCCUCUCUACCCUCCUCGUGAACGGGAACAACAACACGGAGGCGUGCGUCCUCAAGGUUAACGAGCAGUACAAGACUCUCGCCUCGGAGCAGCAGGCGAUUUCCAAGAAAGUCGUCCUCGUGGAUAUGCACUCCGACAAGGGCCCGCUCAAGAGCGAUCUCGUCGACGGCACUCACCCCAGCGACGCGGGCUACGCCAAGAUGGCGCACAUCUGGUUCGAUGGCAUCAAGGAUGCUGCGUCGCGCGGAUGGCUCGAGUCCCCUCAGCCUCUGCCUGAAAGCAAGAGGUCCGAAUGA